Mucor mucedo is the source of this 579-nucleotide messenger RNA. Its product is annotated as V-ATPase proteolipid subunit C-like domain-containing protein. Gene Ontology annotation, molecular function: proton-transporting ATPase activity, rotational mechanism. Lineage: Eukaryota; Fungi; Mucoromycota; Mucoromycetes; Mucorales; Mucoraceae. The transcript is spliced from 7 exons. The record is from RefSeq and is a predicted model, not a curated record. Gene Ontology annotation, cellular component: proton-transporting V-type ATPase, V0 domain. Bases 40 to 537 code for a protein of 165 amino acids. Gene Ontology annotation, biological process: proton transmembrane transport.
UUUUUUUUUUUUUUUUUAACAACUGCACUUAUAUAAACCAUGUCGGAAUCAGAGAUUUACUGCCCAAAUUACGCACCCUUUUUCGGGUUUGCUGGUGUAUUUUGUGCUAUGGCCUUUAGUACCAUUGGUGCUGCUUAUGGUACCUCAAAAGCUGGUAUCGGAAUUGCCGGUAUUGGUUCUUUUAAACCCGAGUUGGUCAUGAAGGCUUUAAUUCCAGUUGUCAUGAGUGGUAUUAUUGCUGUGUACGGCUUAGUUGUCGCUGUUCUCUUAGCCGGUCAAUUGUCACCAACAGGCGGUUAUUCCUUAUUCUCUGGAUUCAUUGCUUUAGCUGCUGGUUUAUCUGUUGGUAUGGGCGGUUUAGCCGCCGGUUAUGCUAUUGGUAUUGUCGGUGAUUAUUGUGUUCGUGGAUAUGUCAGAGAAAGUCGUUUAUUCGUUACAAUGGUGUUGAUCUUGAUUUUUGCCGAAGUUCUUGGCCUUUACGGGUUGAUUGUUGCACUUAUUUUAAAUGCAAAAGCAGACAACAGUGUUUGCUCUUAAAAGACGCGUAUCAAAAUAAAAUUUUACUAUUUUUAUUAUUAA